Cuculus canorus (common cuckoo) is the source of this 707-nucleotide messenger RNA. RefSeq names its product nucleoside diphosphate kinase. Bases 124 to 585 code for a protein of 153 amino acids. NCBI's taxonomy places the organism in Eukaryota, Metazoa, Chordata, Aves, Cuculiformes, Cuculidae. Gene Ontology annotation, molecular function: nucleoside diphosphate kinase activity. The record is from RefSeq and is a predicted model, not a curated record. Gene Ontology annotation, biological process: regulation of apoptotic process; CTP biosynthetic process; UTP biosynthetic process. The transcript has 5 exons.
GGAUGCGGUCCCACCUCUUCCUCCUCUUUCCCCUCCUCUUCCUCCUCCUCUUCCUCCUCCUCUUCCUCCUCGACUGCUGCGGGGGCUGAGGCGGCGCUCGGUGUCCCCGUUAUCCGCGGCGCGAUGGCCUCGACCUGCGAGCGCACCUUCAUCGCCAUCAAACCCGACGGCGUGCAGCGAGGGCUGGUGGGAGAGAUCAUCAAGCGGUUCGAGCAGAAGGGCUUCCGAAUGGUGGCCAUGAAGUUCCUGCAGGCCUCUGAAGACCUUCUCAAGCAACACUACAUUGACUUGAAAGACCGACCCUUCUUCCCUGGUCUGGUGAAAUACAUGAACUCCGGACCUGUUGUAGCCAUGGUAUGGGAAGGACUCAACGUGGUUAAAACUGGGCGAGUGAUGUUAGGCGAAACAAACCCCGCAGACUCUAAGCCUGGCACCAUCCGGGGUGACUUCUGCAUUCAAGUAGGAAGGAACAUCAUCCACGGCAGCGACUCUGUGGAAAGCGCACAGAAGGAGAUCAACCUGUGGUUCAAACCUGAGGAGCUCAUUGACUACAAAUCUUGUGCUUACGAUUGGAUCUACGAGUGAGAUGCAUUUCACAGUGAACGGUGCCUUCGUAACACAUCAUGUCACUCCAGCUCCUGGGAGCAACCACCCUCACGGUUAGCUCGGUCCUUUUCAGCAGUGUCAAAUAAAGGGAUGUGAACGCA